Molecule: messenger RNA, 2042 nt
Organism: Populus nigra (black poplar)
Lineage: Eukaryota; Viridiplantae; Streptophyta; Magnoliopsida; Malpighiales; Salicaceae
Product: (S)-8-oxocitronellyl enol synthase CYC2-like
Exons: 2
Coding region: 99-1232 (377 amino acids)
Source: RefSeq, a predicted model, not a curated record
AAAAAAAAAAAAAAAAACAAGAUGGGGAGGAUUUCUUAUCUUCAAGGAUAUCUCAGUGCAAUGCUAGGGCCAAAAAGAAACAUAAUUGGGCAUUCUUUAUGGAGAAAGAAAACUCUUCAGAUGCAUCAGUUGCCCUGAUUGUGGGUAUAACUGGCUUGGCAGGAUUUAGCUUGGCGGAGGCUCUACAGAAGCCAACAACUCCAGGCAGGCCGUGGAAGGUGUAUGGCAUAGCGAGGCGUCCCUUGCCAAGAUGGUUUCCCGCUUUCUUGGUCGACGGUUUCAUAUCUCUUGAUGCCUUAGACUGUGCCGAUACAGCAAACAAACUCUCACCUGUAGCCCAUGAGAUCACCCACGUCUUCUGGGUUUCCAUGCAACACCAUGGAAAUGAAGAAGUAAACAUCUCCAUGAACUCCACCAUGCUAGCCAACGUGCUUAAUGCCCUCAAAUCCACUGCCCCUUCAAGGCUCAGACAUGUCACUUUGCUAACCGGAACCAAACACUACAUGGGUCCAAUAUUUGACCCUUCACUUAGAGGCGAGCUUGUCCAUCAGGAGCCACCUUUCAAGGAGGACCUAGGCAGACUUCCCUACCCCAAUUUCUAUUAUGCCUUAGAAGACUUGGUUGCCUCCUAUUUGCCUUCAAUUACACACUCAGUUCAUCGCUCAUCAAUAAUAAUAGGUGCAUCUUCAAGAAGUCCGAAUGACACACUGCUUACUCUAUCUGUUUAUGCUACAAUUUGUCGAUACCAGGGGUUACCAUUUCGAUACCCUGGGAACAAAUACACAUGGGAGCACUUCUGUGACAUGUCUGAUGCAAGGGUGCUAGCUGAGCAACAAAUAUGGGCAGCGGUGACUGAGGGAGCUAAGAAUCAAGCCUUCAAUUGCACAAAUGGUGAUGUUUUUACGUGGAAGAGUUUAUGGGGAGUCCUGUGUGAGGUCUUUGAUGUUGAGUUUGUGGCCUUUGAAGAGAAUGAUGAGAAGUUUGAUUGGCUGGGGAUGAUGAAGGGUAAAGGCAAAGUGUGGGAUGAGAUUGUUGAGAAAUUCGGGCUGUUUGAGACUAAGAUGGAAGAUAUUACUUGUUUUGAAGCACUUAAUUUGGUUUUGCAUUUUGGGUUUCAACAUGUCUGUAGCAUGAAUAAGAGUAGAGAAUCUGGGUUUCAAGGGUUUGCUGAUACACUAAAGAGUAUUCCAAUGUGGGUGGGGAGACUGAGGGACAUGAAAAUCAUACCAUGAAGAUGAUGUCCACUCCAAUCAAUGCUUAGCUUGUUUCUUCUCAAUGUUGCCUUGGGCAUCAUCUUCCCUGAACUUAAGGCAGAAGGAAUUAGAGCAGCAUUCUUACCUGUAACCAUGCCAACUUACUGCAGAACACCUGCUUCUUCAAGAAGUGUGGACAACAUAUUGCUAACUCUAUCUGUCCAUGCCACUAUCUGUCAAUACGAAGGGUUACCAUUUCGAUACCCUGGGAACAAAUACACAUGGAAGCACUUCUGUGACAUGUCUGAUGCAAGGGUGCUAGCUGAGCAACAAAUAUGGGCAGCGGUGACUGAUGGAGCUAAGAAUCAAGCCUUCAAUUGCACAAAUGGUGAUGUUUUUACGUGGAAGAGUUUAUGAAAGUCUUGUUCGAGGUCUUUGAUGUUGGAUUUGUGGCCUAUGAAGAGAGUGAUGAGAAGUUUGAUUGGCUGGGGAUGAUGAAGGGUAAAGGCAAGAUGUGGGAUGAGAUUGUUGAGAAGUAUGAGCUGUUAGAGACUAAGAUGGAGGAUAUUACUUGUUUCGAAGCACUUAAUGUGGUUUUGAAUUUCAGGUUUCAACAUGUCUGUAGCAUGAUUAAGAGUAGAGAAUUUGAGUUUCUAGGGUAUGCUGAUACACUCAAAAGUAUUCAAAUGUGGGUGGGCAGAUUGAGAGCCAUGAAAAUGAUACCACGAAGAUGAUGUCCAUUCCAUCUAUACUUCGUUUUUUAGUAAUAUAAGACAAUCUUUUCUCAAAGUAUGAGAAGUAAUACAAGAGUGUAACAAAUGAAGCAAUGGUAUUCUUAUUUUUUCACCA